Molecule: messenger RNA, 2015 nt
Organism: Oryza sativa Japonica Group (Japanese rice)
Lineage: Eukaryota; Viridiplantae; Streptophyta; Magnoliopsida; Poales; Poaceae
Product: putative F-box/FBD/LRR-repeat protein At4g03220
Molecular function (GO): protein binding
Source: RefSeq, a predicted model, not a curated record
GCACUUGGGCUGGGCCAACACGUUUGAGUUCCAGGCCCACGAAACCCACCCAACUCGAUGGAGGACGGCGAUGGGGACGAAGGCGCCGCCAAGCGUACCAAGCUCUCCGCCGCCGCCGCCGCCGCCGCCGCCGGCGAGGACCGCCUCAGCGCACUUCCCGACGACCUGCUCGUCCAAGUCCUUCUCCGGAUAGGAGGAACCACCGCCGCGGCGAGGACCAGCGUCCUCUCCCGCCGCUGGCGCUCCCUCUGGUGCCUCCUCCCGGAGCUCGAUUUCGUCCCCGAAGCCGACGGCGGCAGCAUCCGCGCCGCCCUCGCUGCCCAUGAACCGCCUUCCCUACGCCACCUCCUCGUCGCCGCCCAGGACGCCGCCCCUCACGGCAUGGCGGAAUGGCUCCCCGUCGCGGCGCGCCGCCUCGCCGGGGAUCUGUUGCUGUUCAACAUGGCGCCGAAGAGAGAUGCCAAGGACGACGACGACGAGGAGGGGAAGGAUGGCUCCCCAUUUCUUGAGCUCCCCUGCUUCGGCAGCGCCACCAAGCUCUCUCUCGACCUAGGGUUCCUUCCCCUCGCCGUGCCGGUCUCCGGCGUGUUCGCCCGGCUCACCGACCUCUCACUGGACAGCGUCCGGUUCCACGGCCCGUGCGAGUUCGGUGACGCCGCCUCGUCGCGGCGGUUCCCAUCCUUGAAGAAUCUCAACAUCCGGAACACCCAGGGUUUGAGCAAUUUCAUCAUCCACUCGGAUUCUCUCCUGCAGCUGGACCUGAGGAGUGUGAGAGGAUUGAAGCAGCUCAAUGUCGUGGCGCCUGCACUGCAAGUGUUAAGCGUGUUCUUCUGCUUUGCUGAUACUCAGGCUAGGAGUCAACCGGUCGCCGACAUCGCAGCCCCGCAGCUGGAGACUCUCCAGUGGGAAGAUGCUUUUGAUCCAAGCUCCGUCGAAUUUGGCGAGAUGGCGAGUCUCCGAUGUCUGGGAACCUACUUUUUUCUUGUAUAUGGACUAGAAGACUUUAAGAACAACCGCGAUUGCUUGAGGCUCUUGAAGCGCUUUCGGCGUGAUGCCAUCUCCAGACUUACCCUCACGCUUGCCUUUCUGCCGAAGGACCUCUGUGACUUUGAAUACUUAAUGGAAAAUAUGACAAUGCUCCCUGACAUUGUGUCCCUUAACCUCAACGUAUUGGCAAAUGGACAUGCCAUUGGCCCCAGCUUAUUCCAUGUUCUCAGGAUGUGCACAAGUGUAAGAAGGUUGAAGCUAGUAACACAUAUUUCUCUUGACCUCGAGGCACAAGCUGUUUGUUCAUCAGAUUGCGUUUGUGAUCUUCCACCAAACUGGAAAACUGAGGAACUUUUGUUGAAAUUCCUUCAUGAAGUAGAAAUCAAUAAUUUGAGGGGAACUGGACAUGAAAUUGCCCUUGUGAAGUGGCUAUUCAGUUGGGCAGUAGUGUUGAAAGACAUGACGAUAAAUUUCUAUCAUUCAGUCCCUGAGAGCACGGCGAAAGAGGUGUGCCAGAUGUUACUUAAUUUCUCUAGGCCUGAAAUAUGCAUGAAAAUUUAUUUUUACCACAGAUGGCGUAAGGUUUUGUAUGUUCCAGAGGACUAAUGCGCCGCACCAGACUUGACGCUUGACUAUUAGACUCAUUUUGCUUUCUAGUUUUGUACUUGGUUUGAACUGCGUUGCAUGUAAACAUCAAAAUGCUCUCAGAUAUUAGACAAAAUGCAGGUCAGCCAUCUAUCUUACAAGAACAUGUGAGCCGUGCAAAUUCAUGUAGUGUAACUGCUGCACAAAAUUGGUUAGAACUUAAAGUUAAUGGCUGCAAAACUUUGGCAUAUCUUCCAUCACAUGAGUGUUAGAGCAGGCAGGGCUCAUAUGUGAUGCAGUAAUGUUUCAUUCCAUCAUUUAAUUUUGAGCAGCUGAUAGAAAGUUAGAACAUGGAGGAUGUGCAGGAUUUAUCUCGUUAUCUUUGUAUGUUUCAAUUGUGUAAGGUACAAGUUAACAGAGAUGGAAGUCACGCUUCCUUGGCA